Messenger RNA from Pocillopora damicornis (cauliflower coral), 1611 nucleotides. Its product is annotated as serine/threonine-protein kinase 3. Lineage: Eukaryota; Metazoa; Cnidaria; Anthozoa; Scleractinia; Pocilloporidae. Gene Ontology annotation, biological process: protein tetramerization; protein phosphorylation; signal transduction. Gene Ontology annotation, cellular component: cytoplasm. The record is from RefSeq and is a predicted model, not a curated record. Gene Ontology annotation, molecular function: protein serine/threonine kinase activity; ATP binding.
UCGGUCGCCUUGCAGAACUCUAGAAGAACCGAAAUAGAGGAAAUAAGUUGAAUUUUUACGGCGAUCUAUGAUGGCUUAAUCCCUUUGCUUACGGCCAUGAGCUAAUCUACUAGACCUGCUUCUUUUAAGAUGUCUGCGAAAGGGAAUGAGCUACGGAAAUUAAGCGAAGAAAGCUUGACUAGACCACCUGAAGAAGUCUUUGAUGUUCUCGAAAAGCUUGGCGAAGGUUCCUAUGGCUCUGUUUACAAGGCAAUGCACAAGGAAACAGGUCAAGUUGUCGCCAUCAAACAAGUACCAGUUGACACAGACCUGCAGGAGAUUAUAAAAGAAAUAAGCAUGAUGCAGCAGUGUGAUAGUCCGUAUGUUGUGAAGUAUUAUGGAAGCUACUUCAAGAACACAGAUCUCUGGAUUGUUAUGGAAUUCUGUGGUGCAGGAUCAGUGUCAGAUUUAAUGAAAAUAAGAAAUAAAACUUUGACAGAAGAAGAGAUUGCAUGUAUAUUGAAAUACACUCUUAAGGGACUUGAAUAUCUUCAUUUGAGAAGAAAAAUACACAGAGACAUCAAGGCAGGAAAUAUCCUGCUUAAUGCAGAGGGCCAUGCCAAACUUGCAGACUUUGGAGUUGCUGGUCAACUCACUGAUACAAUGGCGAAAAGGAACACUGUAAUAGGAACUCCGUUUUGGAUGGCUCCUGAAGUGAUACAGGAAAUUGGUUAUGACUGCUUAGCAGAUAUUUGGUCUUUAGGAAUAACCGCAAUAGAAAUGGCUGAAGGGAAACCUCCUUAUGCUGACAUUCAUCCAAUGAGGGCAAUAUUUAUGAUUCCAACCAAACCCCCUCCGACAUUUAAAGAUGACGAAAGACGGAGUAAGGAAUUCUUGGACUUUGUGAGCAAAUGUCUUGUGAAGAAUCCAGAAGAAAGAGCGACUGCUACACAGCUGUUACAGGACUGGACAGUGACGCCAAACAGAAUUAUCGUCCGUCCUUUAUGGAUCAUUUUGACAGAAUCUACGAAGCUGGAGGUCGAGGAAGCGAGUCUGGCGCCAAUGGUUCUUCUGAAGAAGACUCUGGAGGACUUUUGAGGGGAGUGAAACCAGAAGAUCCCUUUAAACUUAAGAAGGAAGGCCCCCCUGACUUUGAAUUUUUAAGAUCUCUUCCUUGCGAUGAACUGCAACGGCGAAUGCAAACACUGGACAUGGAAAUGGAAAAAGAAAUUGAAGGACUUCGGUCCAGAUACCAAGCAAAAAGACAACCCAUCCUUGAUGCUAUGGAAGCAAAGAAAAGAAGGCAACAGAACUUUUAGCAGCGUCAUGUUGCCUCGACGUGGAUUGUACUAUACUGCAUGUGUUGGAGAGAAAUUUGUGCUAAAGAAUAUUUAAAGGUUUUACGUCUCAAUUUUUUUUGCUGCGUGUAAAAUUACCUUCAACGGGAAGGAAACAACAAAAUAUUAGUUUUGUAAGAUAAAAAAAAAUACCAACAUGGAAAAGGUAAACCAAGAGGGAACUAGGUUGAUCAAGGAUUGAGAGGAUAUAAAUAGAUUGUAAAUGACAUACUUGAAGGUUUUAAGCGAAAUUUUUUCGAGAUUCUGAUUAUCUGAAGUGGUUCCUUUAAGUCCA